Molecule: messenger RNA, 632 nt
Organism: Bactrocera dorsalis (oriental fruit fly)
Lineage: Eukaryota; Metazoa; Arthropoda; Insecta; Diptera; Tephritidae
Gene: Archease
Product: protein archease-like
Exons: 3
Coding region: 129-599 (156 amino acids)
Biological process (GO): tRNA splicing, via endonucleolytic cleavage and ligation
Cellular component (GO): tRNA-splicing ligase complex
Source: RefSeq, a predicted model, not a curated record
AAGUCGAACAGCUGAUUUUAACCAAGGUAUAAAGCACGCCGGUGACUAAUCUGCAUUUGGCAAUAAAUAAAUAUUAAUUCAAAUAAAAUAUAAAAUUUAAAAUAAAUAAUAAGUGACACAGCAACAUAAUGGAAGUCGAAUUUAGUAAAGAAAACUUCUUGCUGCCUGAAAUCAAAUACGAAUAUUUAGAUCACACCGCCGAUGUGCAAUUGCACGCCUGGGGAAAUACAUUACAAGAAGCUUUCGAACAAUGUGGCAUGGCAAUGUUCGGCUACAUGACUGAGCUAGAUUAUGUAUCCGUGCAACAGUGUUUUCAAAUCGAAGCUAAAGGUGAUGAUGUAGAAGGUUUAUUGUUCCAUUUUUUGGACGAGUUACUCUUUCUCUUCUCCGUCGAGCCUUAUUUGAUUUGCAAAAAAUUAGAAAUUACCAAAUUCGAUUUGGAAUCAUUUGAAAUCGAAUGUCGGUGCUAUGGUGAACCGUUUGAAAUUGGAAAACAUCCACAAGGUACCGAAGUCAAAGCCAUCACCUACUCUGCAAUGCAGGUGAUACAGGAACCAGAACGAAGUCACUAUGAAGUGUUUGUUAUAAUCGAUAUUUGAUGGCGUUAUAAAUUAAAAAAGAGUUCGGUUCAA